Molecule: messenger RNA, 1428 nt
Organism: Colletotrichum godetiae
Lineage: Eukaryota; Fungi; Ascomycota; Sordariomycetes; Glomerellales; Glomerellaceae
Product: cytidylyltransferase
Exons: 4
Coding region: 1-1428 (475 amino acids)
Biological process (GO): CDP-choline pathway
Cellular component (GO): nuclear envelope
Molecular function (GO): choline-phosphate cytidylyltransferase activity; phosphatidylcholine binding
Source: RefSeq, a predicted model, not a curated record
AUGUCUUCUCCCUCAGGCUCCUCGGCAGCAGGCAAGCGGAAACGCACCAACGCGACGAACCCCACCAACAUGCCCGACGUCGCCGACACAGUCGACGCCGCUCUCCAGGCUUCGUCGCGAGAUGCCUCGGGCGAGGAGGGCGACAGCACCGCUCCCGAAUCCGGUCGCAUCGCCGGUCACCGCAAGUCCGACUCCACCUCCGCCGGUCACCCUCCUAAGAGGCAACGUGCCAACUCGGAGCGUUCUCACGAGACGAGCUCCAACAACCAGCAGACCGCCGCCGCCGCGCAGGAUCACUCCCUCGACCCCGGCGAACCUAGUGACACCACCGAGGCCAGCGUCGACAUUGCUGAGCGCGUCGGCCGCAAGAACAGCCGCAAGCAGGUCUCGAUAAAGGAGGACGAGAAGGAUGAGGCCAUGCCGCCCCCGCCAACUGGAAAACUCACGCACCCCGUGGGCUUCAGAACAAACGAUCCUCCUGCUGGCCGGGCCGUCAGGGUUUACGCCGACGGAGUCUUUGACCUCUUCCAUCUCGGUCACAUGCGCCAGCUUGAGCAGGCAAAGAAGGCCUUCCCCGACACCUACCUCAUCGUUGGCGUCACCGGUGACGCCGAGACGCACAAGCGCAAGGGCCUGACGGUUCUCUCCGGCGCCGAGCGCGCAGAGACUGUCCGGCAUUGCAAGUGGGUGGACGAGGUCAUUGAGAGUUGCCCGUGGAUCGUCACACCCGACUUCCUCGACCAGCACAAGAUCGACUACGUCGCCCACGACGACCUGCCCUACGGCGCUGACGAGGGCGAUGACAUUUACAGGCCCAUCAAGGAGGCUGGAAAGUUCCUUGUUACCCAGCGCACAGAAGGUGUCAGCACGACGGGUAUCAUUACCAAGAUCGUCCGCGAUUACGAAAAGUAUAUUGCUCGUCAGUUCAAGCGCGGCACGUCGCGCCAGGAGCUCAACGUCAGCUGGAUCAAGAAGAACGAGCUCGACCUCAAGCGCCACGUGCAGGAGCUGCGCGAUAACAUCCGCACAAACUGGUCUACCACCGGCCAGGAGCUCUCCCGUGAGCUGCGCCAGUUCUGGCCCGCCUCCCGGCCGCAGUCCCCCGCACCCUCCGCUCGCACUGCCUACAUCCAGAACGGCGACCUCCUGGCCGCCGCAAACGCCAACGCGAGCAAGUCCCGCCUCAGCGUCGAGAUACCGACCACGCCUGGUGGCACGCCCGCCGCGACGCAGUCCAAUGACUUUAUCACGGGUUACGCAUUGGGUCUCGUCGGUGGCGUUCGCUCAUGGAUGACCAAGAGCAAGAGAAGCGACCAAGAUAGCCCCAGCCGUCGCAACAGCGACGACGAGUCAGAGAGCGACGGCAAGAGCCCCCGCGGCCGCGUCGUUCCUCAACAAUCUACCGCCGCCACAGCGAGCGCCUCAUAA